GUCGCCAUUGGAUAGCGGCGCUGCCUCUGUCACUUGCCGAGCGACGCAAAUCGCGUUGCAAGAUCGUCUCCAACUCUCGAAACCUGGCUUCGAGUGCGUGAAAACCCGAAGCGUGACUUCGUCAGGAGGUAGAAGUCGUCGAGGGCGACCCAACAGAGCACCAACGUCGGUGGAAGGAAGGCUGCAUCUUCACCCUGGGAAGACUGGUCGAUUCGCUACGUCACGUUCGUCCUGCCGGGAGAUACGGCGUUGGAAGUCAAUUAAGAUGGACGACGACCCAGUCCUUCAGCCUGAUGACCAUCAUUUGCUCAGAUACUACGCUGCCAUAACCAGAGUUGUGCAGCCAGCCAUGCAUCGCGUCUUCAUAUUGCUCAGUCCUGACGAUGGGAGAUCUGAAAAGGAGCUUCUGUUUGCUAUCAGUGGAUUCUCGCAGAGGAAAUACAAAAAACAUUUCAGUGAGCCAGAAAGACAAAGACUAGACGAAGGGAAACCCAGCAGUGAAUUUGAUAUAUCACUCCUGUACAAACUACUCCAGAGGGUUUGUGGCUUAGCAGAAACUAACGAUACCAAGUGGAAUGAUGCUGGGUCACUUGAACAUUCUCUCAAAAGACUGAAAGAUCAUAGAAACACUUUAGCCCACGAGCAGAUUUCUCUUACCUCUGAUGAACUCCGAGAAAAGAUCAGAGAUAUGGAAGGGUUUUGUCAACAAAUUCUCGAGGCAGCAGGUCAACAAAGGAAUUUACCGGUUGCUGAAGACUUACAAAGAAUGCACGAUGGGAUGGAAGAGGCAAUAUCAGGAGAAAUAGACCUAUGGGAACCUUAUAAGACUGCUUUGGCCAAAUUAAGAAGUGAGCAAGCCACAGUCCUGAUCAGGGAAGGAAGGAAAGAUAUUCAUGCAAUUGGCAAGAAUUUAAUGAUCCUAAAUCCAUUCGUGUGGAUGAUUGAUUCUAAAUAUGCCAACUUGAAUUUGAAGAGUGUGUAUACAGAGAAUAGGAUAGAAGGCAAGGGCAAUGUCGAUAUACAACAUCUGUUGGUGUCUGCUUUAUCUGAACUUCAACCAGAUGCAUUACCUGACGUCAUUGCAAUAUCUGGUACUCCCGGAAUGGGCAAAACGAGUUCGUUCCGCUUUCUAGUCCAAGACUGGCUCUCUUCUAAUCCAACCACGCUUGGAAUGGAAAACAUCGAUCUCAUAGUGCCCGUCGUAUUGCGACAUGUGUGCAGCGAUAAUAUCAAGGAUUUGGUUAAGGAUGAACUUCUGCACAAUGUUGCAAAACAUCUGCAACCAGAUGACAUCAUCUCAGCUCUGAAGAAUGUUUCCUUGCUUUGGAUGUUGGAUGGGUAUGACGAAGCAAGCACAGGAACCAGAAAAGUGGUCAAGGAAAUCGUUCAGAAGUUUCCAGGUUCCAGAAUUAUGAUUACAACUCGAGAAGAAUUCAAGAAUGAAAUUGAAACUGAGGUAGCUUUAGUAGGUCGCUCUUACUUAAGUGUUACUCUUGCUGGGUUUUCUGACAAAAACUUACGAGAAUAUGCUGAAAAGAUCAUUUCUGCUUCUGUUCAAGAUCCACAAAAAAGAAACGAUACACUGAAAGAGUUCAUGGAUUUGGAUUUCACUGAAAAUGAGUACAAUCUGGAUAUACUGCGUGUUCCUCUAUUUGCAGCUAUCACAAUUGCGCUGUGGCUCGAUUCCCCUGAGAAUGUUUUCCAUAUAAAGACAACUUCUUCUCUAUUCACUCUGCUUGUUGGCCACAUGAUUCAAAGACUCGUAAUACGAGAAUCAUACAGAAAGUUGAAUCAGACCAUAUCUUCCUUAAAAGAGAAACUCAGUAGAUUUUUUGACUGCAUUGGCUUUGUUCUUUGGCAGAACUAUGAUCACUUCAUUCUUCACCAGUAUGAAGUAGACUAUUUGCAAGAGAGGUGUUCAGAGCUUGGGCUUCCAUUUAAGGAUUCAAUGUCAGCUUUCUUUAUUUAUGCUGAAAAGGCUACACCUCUGGGCAUCGUAGAAGAAUACACAAUCAUCCAUCGUGAAUUGAUGGACUUCUUGGGAGCGAGAGCAUUUGCCAACAAAAUGAUCUGUGAGGGAUGGGAUGUGAUGGAGACUGCUAAAUAUUUCAUCAAAAGCAAGAGAGAAUUAUUACUGGAACAUGAACCUUCACAUCGUAGGCUGGAUGGGUUGUACUAUAACAUAGACAAUUUGUCUAUGGAGUUGCCCUGUGAUAAAUACGAGACCUUCUGUAACAAACGCUUCAUGAUGCCACUAGAUGUUUUUAUCAGAAAAUAUUACAGUUGUUAUAUGUGUGGAAGGUCCGUUACGGAAGAAAAAGUAAGCAAAGAUUAUUAUUUACAUAAAGAUGGUUUUCUCACAACACUUAAAUCAACAAACUUCUGGUGUCACGUAAAAUUCGAAUUGUUUGGCCGGUGGUUCGCCUAUGUUUUGGGAUGCCUGAGUCUCAGUCGACAGCUGAAUGAAGAAAGGUGUGAACAGUUUGCCUUUAUUUUUAGUUCAUCCACAGGUCCAUUUCUAAACAUAUCUUACAUCUUAUUAGGACUGAAUGAAGCUGGCGAUGAUUUGUUUGUGAAAAAACUAUGCAAUUACGUUAAUCGUAAAACGUGGGCAUUCAGAGAUAGUCCCUGGUUUUCACACACACAAACAGUAAAAUUGUUGAAAUACAUUGAGCCGAAGUCAGUCUUUCUUCAUCUUUGUGGAAUAGGAGAUCCGUGGAAGUUCUUAAUUGAUUACAUUGAAACAUUUGUUAAAUGCCACUGUGAGAUUCACCUUGACCUGCAACACUUCUUCCACAAUGCUGUCCCAGAUUUAGAGUUGGUAGUGACAUCUCUAGGCCUAUUGCUCAGCGACACUUCCCGUUGCCGACUUGUAACAUUACGAAGUGUUGUCGACGACAAAGCACUGAUGCUCCUCAAGAGAUCUACUUACCUGAGGGAGUUAUCUCUGAUGUACAGAGGGGAAGACCUUCGCCAUAUGUCGGAAUUAGUGAAGACGUUGCCUGAACUGAAUGUUUUCCGAUUGGCUAUGGAUUUUCGCUGUUGUUCUGGCAAGGAGCUGCCCGUUCUCAUUGGAGAUGAGGCGGAGAUUCCCGAGCUUGGCGUCAUUCUUACUGACGUUUUCAGCUACGAUCCUGAGCUCGUUGCAUCGGCCAUUAAGAAAUUAUUUCCAAAUCCGUUUCAUGUGAUCUUACGGGGUAGCAUUUCGACCUUUGACCAAGAAAGAAUGUGGACUUACAUUACUCGUGUCUUGGAAAAUGUUUUGAAUGUCAAUAGCUUACAAUUAUUACUGGAAGUUCCUGACGAAUUUCAUCGGCAUUCUUUUAUCAUAAGACCUAUUGUACAAAACUUGGAAAGAUCCUCAAACCAGCGCUUCUCCAGUACUACGAUAAAAUUCAAAUUUGUCGACACCGCAGGGCUUGUAUGGGACUAAAGAAAGAACAACAGUAGUAUAUUAUGAAGUAGUUUUAAAAUUAGAGUGUGUUUAUACUUAUGCAUAUUAUUAUUAUUAUUGUUGUAGUUGUUGUUCACAAUAGUAUCAUCAUAUAUCAUGUUUUAAAUGUAUAUUACUAAAAAUGUAAUUGAGAAACAGGACGGUUCAUAGAUCUAA
Macrobrachium nipponense is the source of this 3610-nucleotide messenger RNA. RefSeq lists its product as uncharacterized. The record is from RefSeq and is a predicted model, not a curated record. The transcript is spliced from 2 exons. NCBI's taxonomy places the organism in Eukaryota, Metazoa, Arthropoda, Malacostraca, Decapoda, Palaemonidae. The coding region runs from base 266 to 3433 and encodes 1055 amino acids.